AUGGAGAGUGGAGAAGACGAAGAUGGAAAUGAUAUAGAAAUAUUACUAAAUUGUGAAAAAGACUAUGACGAAUCUUUGGACCCAAAAAUUACGCGAGUUGAAAUACAUAAAGAAAGUGAAAAGAAAACGCCUGAGAAGAGAAAAGAGAGAGAAGAUGAUCUUAAUGAUGAAGAUGACUUUAUUACUGUGAAUAGGAGAAAGAAUAAAAUAUUAAUUAGAAGUAACUCUGCAGGGUCACAAAAUCAGUUGAGGGUAGAUUCGGAAAAAAAAGAUGAUGAAAUGAACAACUUGGCAAGUUUUGAGGUGUGUGUAACUUCCUUAGAAAACUUACCUAAACAAAUGGCAUUUGCCCGAUUAUUGAGAUGUGAAAAUAUUAAGAAUGUUACAAGAAUAAAAUAUAAAAGUGUUAACAAAGUUUUAAUUCAGUUUCAAGAAAAAGAAGAUGCCACUAAAUUAAUGGAAUGUCAAAAAUUUAAAGAUAUGGGAUGGAGAUGCCAACUACUAAAUGAGAUGACCCUAUCCUACGGGGUAGUGAAAGGGGUGGAUCUAGAAUUAAAAGAAAAGGAUAUAAUGGAAUAUUGGAAUGCAGUACAGAGAUAG
Spodoptera littoralis (African cotton leafworm) is the source of this 600-nucleotide messenger RNA. The record is from the annotation of a GenBank genome assembly. Lineage: Eukaryota; Metazoa; Arthropoda; Insecta; Lepidoptera; Noctuidae.